AUGGCAGAGGGCAGCAGUGCUGGCGAAAUGCGCUCCUUUGACCCGACUUUUAGCUCUGAAGCGAGAAAGAGACACCUUUCUUCUGAUGGCAGAGAAGAGCCCAUGAGGAAGAUGCCCAUGUCAAAGUUAGGUUCGCGACAUCGAUUUGAGCCUGUGCACUUUGUAAGCGGAGUGAGUAGCGGACCAGGAGGAGGAUCAUUUGCAGAUGAGAAAGAAAAUGAUAAGGAGCCCAGGAGGAAUGAGUUUCACAGUGAACAUUAUAGGCAAUAUGAACACGCUCCUUACAGCAGCACUAGCAGAACAUCAAGCUCCUCCCUCAGGCCUUCUUAUGAUAGAGAGCAACCUCACAGCUUUGACUCUUGGGCCUCUCGCAGGGAUCGAGACCGGGACAGAAAUAACGUUCCUUCGGGCUCACUCUCAGGGUACGGCGGCCUUGGGUCCUCAUCCAACUUCAUGGCAAAAUUGCAACAAGAUUAUACAAACAAGUAUGAGGCCCACAGCUUUCGCAACGCAGAUUCCUAUUCGCAGCAAUACAGGAACAACGAAUACGGGGGAGGGAACAGGUCAGCUGGCUGGAACUGCAGACGUCAGGGUUUGGGCUACAACCACCAGGCUCCCAACCAAGGAUACAGCGGCCCCGCCGCCUCUCAUGCAGCGUCGUCGUCGCAGCAGCUCCUCCCUAUCGACCAUGGCAUGCUUGUUGAGAAGCAUCGACUUGUCGCCAGUCUGUCAUCCGCGUUGGCGGCCUCUUUUUGGGACCCUCAGUACGCAGCGGGACCGGAGGCACCAAAUUACAGUUACAUGUUGAGUCGCAGCAUCCAGGCGUGUAAGACCAACCCUCAGUACAUUUACGUCAACCUGAAGGAUAUCCCCCAGGCCGAUCUACCCAAAAACCGCAAAGUGCCAACGGAUGGCUACGCCUGCGAGCUCAGGUGUCAGGGGGUCUAUCUGGCUACGGGAUACUCUGGCAGUAAAAACGGCGCGAGGGACCGGGCCUCCGAGAACGCGGUCAAACUCUUCAUGAAGCCCGUCGAGGUGUGCGUGGUGCCGCGCAGGUACAGGCACACGACAGUCGAUGACAUGGUAGUGUGCCAGGUGGACUGCCCUGUCCCCUCCUUGGCGCCCGCUCUCUGGAACCCGGAGAACAUCGGCUGUUCCACCUUUAAGGGCCCCUACGAGCCUGACAUGCGCAAGCACUGGACCGAGUUUGUGGUCAUGGACAACGCCCAGGACGCCAUCUGCAUUCUCAACAAUUCGGCCGCGUUCAGUCACAUGAAAGUGGACUACAAGUUUGAGCAGCUGCCCAACGGAUCCUGGCUGUGCAGUGUUUACGUGCAGGACGAAAUGGUGGCGCAAGCCAGAGGCACCAAAAAGACUUCCAAACACGCCGCGGCAGAAGAGGCGCUGGCCAAGCUGCGCAUGAACCAGGCGGGAAGGCAGCACCGACAGCACGCGCCCUCGCACGCCAGGGGAAAUCAUCCCUCGGAGUUCCCCGGCGGGCAAUUUGGGAUGAAAAAGAAGCACUUGAGCGAGCUCGUCAUCUUGGAGAAUUCAGAUAAUGCCGUGUGCAUCAUCAACGACACGGCUCAAUUCAACAAGGUGACUGCUGACUACAAGUUUAUUUAUUUGCCCGAUCAGCGCUGGAAGUGCGAAGUGUACUUAGAAGGACAAUACGUGGCAUGCGGCGUCGGGGCCAAAAAGCAGGUCAAGCACAUUGCGGCGCAGGAGGCCUUGGCCACUCUGAAGCAGACGCAGGCCGUGGUCAAGUCCAAUCUGAGAAAAGAGAGUCACGACGACGCGAUAUCGCGUUCUCAGAUCUUGGGCCGUUCUGACGAGGAAGCCACGAGGCAGGAGAUAAAGGAGGACAACAUCGGGAACCAGCUUUUGCGCAAAAUGGGUUGGACGGGAGGAGGCUUGGGCCGAGACGGAGAAGGUAUCGCCGAGCCCAUCAGGGUCAAGGAACAGUUCUCCAGAGAGGGCUUAGGUAUGGACGCGGACAAGAUUGGGAACCAGCUCAACAAACGCGACAUCGAAGACAUCAUUCGCAGGUACGUCAGCUCGGACCGCCUGGACGACCUGCGCUUCUCCACCGACCUGACCAACGACGAGCGCAAGCAGAUCCACCAGGUGUCUCAAAAAUACGGCCUACGAAGCAAGUCGUACGGACAGGGCAGGCAGCGCUUCCUCGUCGUCAGUCGCAGAGUAGACACGGAUCAACUUAUUGGUCAGCUCCUGCAGGAUGGACAAGUGGGUCGCUACAAACUGGUCAAACCUCAGGCCUUGCACUGA
Nerophis lumbriciformis (worm pipefish) is the source of this 2289-nucleotide messenger RNA. Lineage: Eukaryota; Metazoa; Chordata; Actinopteri; Syngnathiformes; Syngnathidae. The record is from RefSeq and is a predicted model, not a curated record.